AUGGGUAAUAAGCAAUCAAAAAAGCCAGGCCGUAGGCGUGCAAAAAUGCUGACUCCAGAACUUAUGCAGCCUUACUACAACAUAACUGAUACUUACUAUCAAAAUAAAUCACUUUAUUUAAUUGAUAAUGAGGACAACAAGACUAAUUUAUUGAUUUAUAACACUGAGAGUGAUACCAAAGAAAAAAAAGUUAUAAAAACUCGAUAUCCGCUAGACUGGGGCACAUGCAUAGCUCAGCUUCCAAAUGGUAAAUUAUUUUGUUAUGGUAGAAGAGAUCCACUUUCUGGGAUCACGCUCAUUGUUGAUGAAAAUGGUGAAAUCGAGAAACUGCCAUAUGGAUGGCAUUGCUCCUUUUCUUCAGCUAUCUAUUACAACAACAGCGUCUAUUGCUUUGGAGGGUUUGAUUAUAAUCAACUUUUCUUAAAAUAUUCCAAUAGAUUUGAUUUGGUUCAAAAAAGAUGAAUCACAUUAAAUGAUAUUCCAAAAGCUGAUGCAUCUUGCACUGGCAUAGCAUUUAAAGGGAAUAUUUUGAUUACUGGACAUUGAAAUACAUAUCUUUUGUUGUAUUCGAUUGAUAUUAACUCUUUCUCUAAAAUUCCUUUUGACUACCCAAAAAUGGAAAAUAAGAUCCUGGUAAAUGCAGGAAGGAGAUUGUUUUUGAUUGGAAGAUUAGUGAUUUAUGAGAGCGAUACUGAAAGAUACACUCAUUGGAGAUGAAUUACUAGAGCAUCAGCUGGUUUUGAUUUUCAUCAAGUUAACUCUACAUAUUGUUCAGGAGCAAUAUAUACAGGGUAUAUAACUACGAAAAAAAACUUCUACUUCAAGUUUAACCUGGACGAAAAAAGGAUAACUGAACUCCUUUAA
Blepharisma stoltei is the source of this 864-nucleotide messenger RNA. Lineage: Eukaryota; Ciliophora; Heterotrichea; Heterotrichida; Blepharismidae. The record is from the annotation of a GenBank genome assembly.